Molecule: messenger RNA, 1284 nt
Organism: Gloeophyllum trabeum ATCC 11539
Lineage: Eukaryota; Fungi; Basidiomycota; Agaricomycetes; Gloeophyllales; Gloeophyllaceae
Product: aspartic proteinase
Exons: 8
Coding region: 64-1209 (381 amino acids)
Biological process (GO): proteolysis
Molecular function (GO): aspartic-type endopeptidase activity
Source: RefSeq, a predicted model, not a curated record
UCCUUGCUGUUCAUCGCUCUUGGAGCGGCAGCUUCCCCCGUCCCGGCCCCUAGUACGGCAACCAUGCCGAUCGCCAGGAGGUUCAAGACAAACUCCAAUGGCGUGGCUAAGAUCGUGGAGAAUGACCGCGCUCGCAUUGCUCACCUGAAGAACCUCUCUAAGGAUAAGGCGGCGAGCUCGAAGCGUGCUGAGUACUCAUUCUCGGUGACGAACGGUGCUGUCUCUUACUAUGCUACUGUCGGCGUCGGUAGCCCGGCCACCGACUACACUCUCAUCGUGGACACUGGUAGCUCCAACACCUGGGUCGGCGCGUACCAGCGGUACACCAGGACGAGUACCAGUAAGAGUACCGGUGACCGGGUGGAAGUCAGCUACGGCUCUGGAGCGUUCGAGGGAACGGAGUACACGGACCGUGUGACACUCUCCUCGAACUUGGUCAUCAACUCUCAGUCCAUCGGUGUCGCCUCAGAAUCAGAAGGUUUCGGGGACGGCGUUGACGGUAUACUUGGCAUCGGUCCCACCGACCUCACUGAAGGCACUGUCUCCAAUGUCAAUGAGGUUCCAACGGUGACCGAUAAUCUCUACUCUCAGGGAACUAUCUCCUCGGAUGCCGUUGGUGUAUUCUUUGCGCCUACCACGUCUGAGUCCGACACCAACGGCGAGUUGACCUUUGGUGGCGCUGACACCACCAAGUACACCGGCACCCUAAACUACGUUCCUGUUACUACUACGGAGCCGGCUAGCUACUACUGGGGUGUCAACCAGGAGGUUACAUACAACGGCGAGACCAUUCUGUCUGAGACCGCCGGUAUCGUCGACACUGGUACAACCCUCGUUUACCUGGCUACCGACGCCUAUGACCGCUAUGUCAGUGCCACUGGUGCCACUCUGGACUCGGAAAACACCGGUUUGCUUGAGAUCAGCGCUGCGCAAUACGCUGCCCUGCAGACUUUGGACUUCAACAUUGGUGGCACGACCUAUGGUCUCACGGCUAACGGACAGAUCUGGCCGCGAUCCUUGAACACCUACAUCGGUGGGUCCAGCGGGAGCAUCUACUUGGUCGUCAACGACCUCGGGAGCGACAGCGGUGAGGGCCUUGACUUCAUCAACGGGUACACCUUCCUCGAGCGUUUCUACACUGUCUUCGAUACCACGACUUCCUCCAUCGGGUUUGCGACGACCUCUUAUACCGACGCUACGACCAAUUAGACGGGGGUAAUGGGCACUGUGAAGGGUCAUGGAUGUAUUGCUACGUCUUUAAGGACUAAUGUAUGAGAAAUGUAC